CCGACAGCUUCCCCUCUUCCUACCUCUUCGAACCUCUUCCCCCGUGAAACCGAAAAGCUGGAGCUGCCGUCGAUCUCGCAGGUCCACACCCGCGGUCCUGCUGAUAUCCCCUGGUACAACCACCACGCGGCCGAACGUCCACUGCUGUCGGGCGACAAGCUUCCCGCGCUCAGCCUGCCUACUGCCACCCAGGCCCCGUCCCGCACACUAUACCAGGAGGGCAUCUCUGGACACUCCGCCAGUUCCAGUGCCCGCAGCAGUAAUCAGGGCCUGGAUUCCGACUAUAAUAUCGCCCAGCAGGGCUACUAUCCCAGUCCGACCUCGCUCGGCAGCAUGAAUCAGGCUCAGCCUUACAUGGAUGUCCAUUCCCAUAUGUCGUCUGCUCAACCGUACGCUUCCCACGGUGCCACGGCCGGUGCCAUGUCGCAUUAUCAUUAUCACCAGCAACCUCCGGUGCUGCAGCCGGCGUCGUCAUAUGGCCCGGCUUCUUACCCGCAGUACGGAUAUCCCAACGGUGUCACUUCGCCGCCCACGGGCCACCCGCCGCCGGCAAGCUCCAUGGGUGGACAGAUGAACCCGCAGUUGCUGCCACUUCCAGUGAGCAACCAGCCCAUUGCUGCACCCGGUUAUGGAAACAACACCGGGGCCCCGUUGCAAGGCUAUGUUUAUGAUCCCACCGGCCAGGUUGCUCCUCCGGGAGCCAAGCCCCGGGUUACAGCGACCCUAUGGGAAGACGAAGGUAGUCUCUGCUACCAGGUCGAGGCGAAGGGUGUCUGUGUGGCUCGGAGAGAGGACAACCAUAUGAUCAACGGCACAAAACUUUUGAAUGUGGCCGGAAUGACUCGCGGCCGCCGCGAUGGCAUUCUCAAGAGCGAGAAGCUGCGCCACGUAGUCAAGAUUGGCCCGAUGCAUCUCAAGGGCGUUUGGAUUCCUUUUGAGCGCGCCUUGGAAUUUGCCAACAAGGAGAAAAUCACCGAUCUUUUGUAUCCGCUCUUCGUGCACAACAUCGGCGGCCUGCUGUACCACCCGGCCAACCAAACCCGGACCAACAUGGUCGUGCAGGAAUCGCAGCAGCGGCGCCUGGAAGGCCCUCCCCCCGGCGCUCAGCGUACCCCGACGGCUCCUCAGUCUUCAGGCUUGCAUCACCACGCCAUGCAGACCCCCAUGUCCUCGCACAUGUCCCAGCCUUCCUCAAUGGGUCCGCGUCCAGGAAUCGAUCGAGCCAACACUUUCCCCACGCCUCCCGCCAGUGCGUCCAGCCUGAUGGGUGUGACAAACCAGGGAAGCUCCUAUGAAUGGGGCGGCCAGGGCAUGAACUCGGGAGUCCCCCACACCCAGCCAUUGUCGAUCGACACUACAUUGAGUAACCAGCGUUCAAUGCCGACCACUCCGGCCACCACUCCUCCCGGGAACAACAUUCAGGGAAUGCCUCCGUACCAGAGCCAGACCGGAUAUGACAGCUCCAAGUCAUACUACUCGGCUCCGCCUCAGUCCCAUUCUCAGUAUGCUCCGCACACGCCGAUGACCCAGUCCGGUCUUUCCAGCUAUGGUCAGCCUCUUCCGGCAGUCGGUUAUCUGAAGAAUGAGAUGGCCCCUCCCACGGGACGGGCUCCUGGCUCCGAGGCCGAGUCUGCGGAGCUGAAGUCUGAUCGUUACUCCCAGGGCCAUGGUGCCAAUGAGUCUGUACCCGAGCAAGAACCUGAGUACCUGCAGGACCAGGGAUCUGCCUACAAUUCCAACCGCAACUCGUAUAGUUAUACGACCAACCCAUCGGUGGGAUCUCUCACUGGCGAGCACUCGCAGUUGACUCCUGAGAUGACUGGAUCCCCGCAGCAAAACGGCUCCGGUCGCAUGACACCUCGCACCAGCGGUGGCCCGCCUCCUCACUGGGCCUCUGGAUACAACACGCCCCCGCGCCCACCAGCAGCCACCACUUUGUACAACGCGGUGAGCGACACUCGUGGGACUCCCGCCAACGGCGCUUCAGAUCCCUACUCCAUGGCCUCAACAUCAACCCCCGUGUAUUCAACCACCCUGAACGGAUCUCUCGGCUCAGGCAAUAAGCGCAUGCGUGAAGACGACGACGUGAUCCGCUCCGAGAGCACCGGCGAUUAUGAAAGCAAACGUCGCAAGACCCUCACCGACGCCACCCUCGGCGGCCCCGUCGGAGGCGCUCCUCUUCUCCAGCCCAUGAAGACCGGUGGAGUGAUGAAUCGCCGUCGAUGA
This is a messenger RNA of Penicillium cinerascens, 2226 nucleotides long. RefSeq names its product KilA-N domain-containing protein. The transcript has 4 exons. The annotation marks the transcript as partial. Lineage: Eukaryota; Fungi; Ascomycota; Eurotiomycetes; Eurotiales; Aspergillaceae. Gene Ontology annotation, molecular function: sequence-specific DNA binding; DNA-binding transcription factor activity. Gene Ontology annotation, cellular component: nucleus. The record is from RefSeq and is a predicted model, not a curated record. Gene Ontology annotation, biological process: positive regulation of transcription by RNA polymerase II.